AUGAGAAUCCCAACCUACGUCUCCAUUUUUCUCGCCGUUCUCGUCUUGGGUGCCGGCGCCUCUCCUAUCGCAAACGAAGGAUCCGAUGUCCCUGCACCAAACCCCGGAAAUAAUCCUCACGGCCCGGGACAAGGUGGUGAUGGCGAAGGUGAUGGUCCCGGACAAGGAGGACAAGAACAUGAGAACCCCGGAGAGGGCGAUGGCCCGGCGUGGAAGGUCCGUCGUGUGGUGGAGACGGAUGUGCCGGGUUUAAUUCAGACAGGUGUUGUUGGGUUGCCGACAGCUACGCCGUCGUUUUAG
Aspergillus affinis is the source of this 300-nucleotide messenger RNA. RefSeq lists its product as uncharacterized. NCBI's taxonomy places the organism in Eukaryota, Fungi, Ascomycota, Eurotiomycetes, Eurotiales, Aspergillaceae. Bases 1 to 300 code for a protein of 99 amino acids. The record is from RefSeq and is a predicted model, not a curated record. The transcript has a single exon.